This is a messenger RNA of Cydia amplana, 817 nucleotides long. RefSeq names its product alpha-tocopherol transfer protein-like. Gene Ontology annotation, molecular function: phosphatidylinositol bisphosphate binding. The record is from RefSeq and is a predicted model, not a curated record. Gene Ontology annotation, cellular component: membrane. Bases 26 to 817 code for a protein of 263 amino acids. Lineage: Eukaryota; Metazoa; Arthropoda; Insecta; Lepidoptera; Tortricidae. The transcript has 6 exons.
UGUGUUUAAAUACAGUUAAAGAAGUAUGGAGGACCCUCAAAAAGAGUUGGAAAAACAAGUGACGGAGCUGAAAGAAUGGGCCGCAAAGCAUCCACACGUAGCCAAAGAUAUGGAUGACAAACUACUCAGAAGAUUCUUGCACAGUUGCUACUACGAUAUGCCGAAAACACAGAAAGCUGUGGAGGUGUUUUCCAACUUGCGCGCCGACACUCCGGAGAUAUUCGGCGAUCGAGACCCGUUAGGAAAACGCGUGAACCAAGCGUUUAAGUACGUAACCCUAGCAUUCAUUCCCAUAUCGGGAAACAGACGCCUCUGGAUCUUCCAAAUAAAUGACCCAGGUUUCCAAAAAUUUGAACAUGCUGAGUUCUUACGCACCGUUAUUCUGGCCUUCGAUGCGUGGUUACUUGAGGAAAGCAGUUUACAGGAAGGAGAUUUGACACUUUUUGAUGCCAAGGAUAUAAGCUUGAAGAUUUUCUGGAGAAUGCAUUUCUCUUUACAGAAGAAAUUGAUGAAGUAUCAGGAGGAAGCCAUGCCGAUCCGUAUAAAGCAAAUGCACAUGAUAAACACGCCGUCAUUCAUGGACAAAUUGUAUUCAUUAUUAAAACCAUUUAUGAGCAAGGAAAUGAGUGACGCACUUCAUUUCCACACGCCAAACUCAGACACCCUGUUUCAAUACUUCAGCAAGGACGACCUACCCAAGGACUUAGGCGGGAACCUCGACAUUUUAGAUGUUUAUAAUAAAGAAAUAAUUGACCUAAUCCACAAACAUAGUGACGCGUUAAAAAAUGAUGGUUUGUGGAAAACUCUGAAGAAAUAG